GUGCUGACUUGAGGGGGCCGCCUGGAGGAGGACCUGGCAUAGGCCAGACCCAGAGCUGACCCGGAGCCAGGGCCCUGGGCCUGGGAGUCCCUUGGACAGGGUCAAAGCCAUGGCCCCGCCAUUACCACAACUGGCCGCCAGCACCCCACUCCUGCACGGGGAGUUCGGCUCCUACCCGGCCCGUGGCCCCCGCUUCGCCCUCACGCUCACGCCGCAGGCCCUGUACAUCCAGCGACUGCGUCCCAAGCCUGAAGCCCGGCCCCGGGGCGGCCUGGUCCCGCUGGCCGAGGUCUCAGGCUGCUGCACCCUACGCAGCCGCAGCCCACUGGACUCUGCAGCCUACUUCUGCGUCUACACCUACCCGCAGGGCCGGCGCGGGGCCCGGCGCAGAGCCACGCGCACCUUCCGGGCCGACGGGGCAGCCACCUACGAGGAGAACCGCACCGAGGCCCAUCGCUGGGCGGUCACGCUCACAUGCCUGCUCCGUGGGCUGCCACUGCCUGGGGAUGGCGAUAUCACCCCUGACCUGCUGCCCCGUCCGCCCCGUUUGCUUUUAUUGGUCAACCCCUUUGGGGGGCGGGGCCUGGCCUGGCAGUGGUGUAAGAACCACGUGUUGCCUAUGAUCUCAGAAGCUGGGCUGUCCUUCAACCUCAUGCAGACAGAGCGGCCAAACCACGCCCGGGAGCUGGUCCAGGCGCUGAGCCUGAGCGAGUGGGACGGCAUCAUCACGGUCUCGGGAGACGGGCUGCUCUAUGAGGUGCUGAACGGGCUCCUCGAUCGCCCCGACUGGGAGGAGGCAGUGAGGAUGCCCGUGGGCAUCCUCCCCUGCGGCUCGGGCAACGCGCUGGCGGGCGCCGUGAACCUGCACGGGGGGUUUGCACCAGCCCUGGGCCUCGACCUUCUGCUUAACUGCUCGCUGCUGCUCUGCCGGGGUGGCAGCCACCCACUGGACCUGCUCUCUGUGACGCUGGCUUCCGGCUCCCGCUGUUUCUCCUUCCUGUCCGUGGCCUGGGGCUUCGUGUCCGACGUGGACAUCCAGAGUGAGCGCUUCAGGGCCCUGGGCAGCGCCCGCUUCACUCUGGGCACAGUGCUGGGCCUCGCCACGCUGCACACCUACCGAGGGCGGCUCUCCUACCUCCCGGCCACCGGGGAACCCGCCUCGCCCCCGCCCGCCCACGGCCUGCCCCGGGCCAAGUCGGAGCUGACCCUGGCCCCAGAGCCAGCCCCGCCCGUGACCCACUCGCCUCUGCACCGCUCAGUGUCCGACCUGCCCCUGCCCCUCCCCCAGCCCACCCUGGCCUCCCCUGGUUCACCCGAACCUCUGCCCUUUCUGUCACUCAACGGCGGCGGCCCAGAGUUGGCCGGGGAUUGGGGUGGGGCUGGAGAUGCCCCGCUGUCCCCAGACCCACUGCUGCCCCCGCUCCCCAGCUCCCCGCAAGCAGCCGUCCCCUCUCCCCUCCCCACGGGGCCCCCAGAGAGGCCAGCACACUGUGGGCUCCCGCCUUCUCCCGGUGACAUCCCGGCCUCUGCCUCCACCUGUGGCCCACCUGACCACCUGCUGCCUCCUCUGGGUGCCCCGCUGCCCCCGGGCUGGGUGACCAUGGAGGAAGACUUUGUGCUCAUGUUGGCUCUUUCACCCAGCCACCUGGGUGCUGACCUGGUGGCAGUCCCUCAUGCUCGCUUUGACGACGGCCUGGUGCACCUGUGCUGGGUGCGGGGCGGCAUCUCGAGGGCCACCCUGUUGCGCCUUUUCUUGGCUAUGGAGCAUGGUACCCACUUCGGCCUGGGGUGUCCCCAGCUGGGCUAUGCCACAGCCCAUGCUUUCCGCCUUGAGCCGCUCACGCCUCGCGGCGUGCUCACGGUGGAUGGCGAGCAGGUAGAGUACGGCCCGAUGCAGGCACAGGUGCACCCGGGCCUUGGUACGCUCCUCACUGGGCCGCCUGGCCGGGUGCCCUGA
Orycteropus afer afer is the source of this 1957-nucleotide messenger RNA. NCBI's taxonomy places the organism in Eukaryota, Metazoa, Chordata, Mammalia, Tubulidentata, Orycteropodidae. The record is from RefSeq and is a predicted model, not a curated record.